Molecule: messenger RNA, 2193 nt
Organism: Lachancea dasiensis
Lineage: Eukaryota; Fungi; Ascomycota; Saccharomycetes; Saccharomycetales; Saccharomycetaceae
Source: the annotation of a GenBank genome assembly
AUGGUCAAUCCUGCAACGACGAAAAUAAACAAGCCCAGACUUCCGAAGAAGAAUGGACAUCGUGCGUUGAAGGCCUGUGACAGUUGCCGACGUAUGAAAACGAGAUGUAUCCCAUCACCCAUUCCAGAGGAAGCUCAAUGUCUGCGCUGCGAUAGCUUAAAACUGAGAUGUUCAUUCCAAGAUCUAUGGGAAAAUAAUGAGAGUGGUGGGGAGGAAGUGAGCGCUCCCAUAAAGGUUAACACUCAGCGACUCAGUAAUAGCUCCAAAAACGGCAGUCGCGAAUCUGCUGAGUUGACCAAACGACUACUGAAGAGUGGGUACUCGCCGGAGCAUUUUGCAGUACACUCAAAACUUCUGCAAAAUGUAAACAAGAAUGUUUCUAGAAUAUUGAAUAUUUUGGAAAAUCAGCCAUCGUCCACCGUUGUAAGCGAACCUUCUAAAGCUAUCAAUUUCAAGGCUCAAGACAUCAGUACGGCUUUAAGAGAUGCAAUAAACUCAACUGCACCAUCAUCAUCUCUUCCAAAUGGUUUAGAACAUCUGCCAUCCUCAGUUGCCAGCACUGUGAACUCUAGAGCACAAUCGCCAAGCAUUAACGGACCAUCAGCCAAGUACGAGCACUGCCAUUCAACACCAUAUUUAACGUGCCCUUUCACAAUGAUGUCUCAGAUGGUUUCGCAUGACAAUAUCCCCUUACCCAUUCGCAAGCUUCACGAGCCUAGCUUCAUGCCACCUGAAGCCAUCAGCGACGUAGUUGAUAUGAAUCUACUUACACUUGAUGAAGUAACAUGCUUGGUGCAGUGCUUUCGUGAUGGAUAUGGUAAAUGGUGCUCCUUUCCGGAGAUACCGUCUGAGAAACUAGUUUCAAAACUGAGGUCAAGCAAGUCAUCCCUACUUUUAUCCACCAUAUGUGUGCUUGCUCUUCGAUAUACUACCCACUAUCAUGAUAUGAAGACACGAAUAUACAAAAAUUUACUCUACAAAUUGAGAACUGACCUAGAGCUUAGCCUUAGGAUAGUCCCGCAAACAGUAGAGUUUGUCCAGGCAGCCGUAAUUCUUUCACUCUAUGCGUACUCUUUAAGCAGUGACAUUAUGUCAAUCGACGCAUGGUAUAUCUCAGGGAUUGGCUUGCAGCAGUUUCUCACCCUUAGCCUCACAGGCGAACAGUACAGACGUGGUGAGGCCCGCAGUACGCUGGGUAACUUAGGCUUCCCUGGUGAUAUGGAUUCAAAUGUAUUUGAUGAAGACGACAGCUCCGACGUGCAAUUUCAAAAACUUCAAUUAUUCCGGCUGUGGAAUCAUCUCUGUAUGGUUCAUAUCACCAAUUGCGUGUUGUCGGGAAGGAUGUGCAUUAUUGAUGGUGUAAGGGCUGAUCUGUGCCGACGCAUUGUUGACUUCCCAAAGUCGACACAUUACGACGGAAUGAUGGUCGCUGAGAUCUCUUUACAACUUAUUCUUUACAAUUUUGUCCAACAAUGCAGCUUGAGCUCAUCAAAAGACCUUGAAAAGUUAGCAUUAAGUGACGCUGUACAGGAUGAGCUCCAUACGUGGUAUGACGAAUGGAAAUAUCUCCUGUCGCAGCCCAUCUAUCCAGGCAAACAAUAUGCAGAUUUUGCUCUUGAUUAUGGGCAUACAAUUGUACUCUACAUUUGGUGUCACAAGAAGUACAGGACCAAUAAAUUGGCAUCUAAUCAAGCUGAUAUAGCGUCACAAUUGACCACUAGUACUAAUAGUGUUGGAGAUGGCUACUUUCCUAAUGCAUUGAAUGCAGCAUUGCCCAUCAAAAGUAUCCUAGGUUCCAUGUCGGUGCACUCACAAUUCAAAAUGUUAGGGCAUGCGCACAAAUCAGUUGAAGCGAUGAUCAGUGACAGUUUCAAGAACUUCCGGUUUCUUUCAGAUCAAUUAAUCUUUCAAUGUGUCCAGUGCUCUCUGACGUGCCUGUUAGUUGCGCACAAUUUAUACUACUCGGAUGCGGGUCUUUUGCGAGAAGAACAACUUGAGCAGGUUCUCAGCGACGUAAAAAAGUUCAGUUUGAGAUUACAAAAAAUAAGGGAAGGCGAGCUCAAAAGCUUCUGGGUCGAGGAAGUUGAUUUACGGAUUCCAAGCAUCAUUUUACAAUACCACAAGGCGAUAGAAGCCAGCCUACAGGAUAAUUUCUCAGAAUACGAGAUUCAAGUUGACGACGAUUACUUGUAA